This is a messenger RNA of Triticum aestivum (bread wheat), 451 nucleotides long. RefSeq names its product protein RALF-like 9. The transcript has a single exon. The coding region runs from base 89 to 322 and encodes 77 amino acids. The record is from RefSeq and is a predicted model, not a curated record. Lineage: Eukaryota; Viridiplantae; Streptophyta; Magnoliopsida; Poales; Poaceae.
UAAGGAGGAACCGUCGUAGGUCACCUCGUAUCAAGUUUCUUUGUUUCUCUGUUCUUUCCUUGGAAGAACACAGGAGGGAGGAGCAGGCAUGGGGAAGGUGAGCAUGCAGCAGCUUGCGCUAGUGGCCCUGGUGCUGGCAAGCCUCGUGUUGUCGGCCCAGGAGGCCGACGGGGCUCGGCCCGAGUCGACCGGCGGCGUCAUCAGCUACCGUGCUCUCGUGCGCGGGAAUAGCGCCAACACCUCCGACGCCAACGUCCGGCCUUCUGCGGUGGCCAACCCUUACACGCGCGGCUGCAGCAAGAUCAACCGUUGCCGCGGUUGAUGCGUGCCUGCGUGUGUAUCUCUUGUUUUGCUCGAACGUUCGAACGUUGAUCCCGUGUGCAAGCCAGGAGUAUGAUACAACACGCUCGCUUCUUUCAUCAAUACAAGAUCAUGCAGUGUUUUCUCUGAA